AUGACCGAUAAGAAUGAAGACCGGGGGUCUUCCUCCCUGACUCCCCAGGACGACUCCAUGGCUACUCCGUCCGCCCCGCGAGCUCCUCCCCCGGAGAAGCCAGAGGCCAUUCAGACGCGAUUCAAAGUGAUCGCUGCCUUCUGGGCGGUCAUAAUCUUCUUGGGAUUUCCGAUCUGGUGGAAGACGACGUCCAUCUACCGCGCUCGAUUGCCCGUCGAGGACAUGGUGGAUUGGGCUGAUGGAAAGACUUGUCGCCCAGUAUUCCCGCUUGAUAUUCGAUUCGAUACCCCCUCUCUCCCGGAGUCCGACGCGCAGCAUCUUAUCCGGGCGACGCAACACACCCUCGAUGACCUGAACGAGUUCUCCGCGCAUCAUCUCCGACUCAAGCUGUCCGACGACAGAGAAGAAGAGGGGAAGGCCGAUACCGCGCUGACCGUUCGUCUGCUCGCGCGCGAUGACUUGACAGCUCCUCAGUCGGAGCUUCAUGCCGACACUACGCAGCUGGAUGUUUAUUACCCGCCCAGCCAGGUGCCCCCUCCGUCGUCCUCCAACCCGCCGCUCUCGGGAUACAUCGCAGGAACGCUCCAGAAUUUGUUCACGGAAGAGAAAGCCAUUGUGGCGCAUGUGCUGUCUGACAACAAUGUCGUGAGCGCCAAUACCAACACCCCGGCCUCGUCGAACAACCAGCAGCCCUCUGCGCUUCUCAAUUCGAUCUCUCCGCAGCUGGCAGAGAGUAUCAGCCGGCGGUUGCGCCGCUCCAUGAAGCACGCAGACACGUAUCAUCUGGCCUUCUCAUUGUUUACGCCAGGCUCGCAGCCCUCGUCCUGGGAUAUUCAGGCUGCCGUAGAUGAGUACAUCUCGCCUCUGCUUCAUGCCUACUCCCCGAUUAGCAACUUCACCGUCGACACACAGGUCCAGCUCUACGCGGGCUUCUCGCCCACGGCACCUCUCCCGGAAUAUGAUGAGUCAGUGGGGGCGUGGACCCUUAAGACGGAAGACCUGAGCGCUUUCAUCAAUGCAGCUGAAUGGCCCUUGAGCCCUAGCAUUGGCAGCGGUCCCACGAUCAACUUCAUUCUCUACGUGCCUGAUCCCUCUCAAUCCCCGAUGGUCGUAAAAGAGAGCAGCGCCACCAGCUGGAUCAUCCCUCAAUGGGGCGGAGUCUUUAUUCUCAAUCCUCCCUUGUCCAAGACGGUCGAUAAUCCCAGCAAUCCCUCGUAUCUCCCCCAGGAGUCUCUUCGCCCGGCUUUCCUCACCUUCUCCCACCAGCUUUUGACCCUGCUGGGCGCGCCUACCACGCCAUCCUCCCUUCCUUUCCGGCUGCAGACGCUCAUUCGCAUUCGCGCCGCAACUCUUCUUUUCUCCGCCUCGUCCACGAUGGGCUCUCUCGCUCGUCUUACCGAGUCCUUGCCCUCCAUCCCCAUUCCCGCCUCGGUCGCAACCUCCGUGUCCACGACACUCAGCCAUCUAGCGUCCGCAUGCACUCAUCUCCAAGAGGGUCGCUUCCAAGCGGCAUUGAGUAACGCCCGCGUUGCCGAGUCAGAGGCCGAGCGCAGCUUCUUCGAGAAGAGCAUGGUCGGUCAGGUUUAUUUCCCGGAUGAACACAAGGUGGCGGUCUAUCUCCCCUUGCUGGGGCCUAUUGGUGUGCCUCUUGUUGUUGGACUGCUCAAGGAAGUCAAACGAGCAGUGGCCAGCUGGAAGGCUAAGAGAGCACGUUUGUGA
Molecule: messenger RNA, 1719 nt
Organism: Aspergillus melleus
Lineage: Eukaryota; Fungi; Ascomycota; Eurotiomycetes; Eurotiales; Aspergillaceae
Gene: PIG-S
Product: GPI-anchor transamidase GPI17
Exons: 2
Coding region: 1-1719 (572 amino acids)
Biological process (GO): attachment of GPI anchor to protein
Cellular component (GO): GPI-anchor transamidase complex
Source: RefSeq, a predicted model, not a curated record